AUGUCACACAGCAAGCGCCGCAAGUUAGAUGGCGAGGGUCCUCCCCAGUCUCCUGUCAGUGCGGUAAGUGCAAUUGCUGCGCGGCGGCGGCAGACGGCAUCGACGGCACAGAGCACAAGCACCAAAGGUGAACAAGCAGAGGAGACCUUUACACCAAGCAAGAAUUCGUUCAGUGCACUUCAGGCUCUGAAGCCUAACAGAGACGACACAAAGUCUCCCAAGAAAGUAUCUUCUCAUAACAGCCAACGUCGAAAUGACGGCCAUCCAUCUACCGCCGUGGAGGGUCCAAAGCCAACCAGCCAACCACAAGAUGCUAAAGGGCUGGAUGCAACAUCGCCUCUAGUGUCAGGCUCAACUCAAAUCAUAAGCUACUCAUCCUUUCGUUUAUCCAAGAGCAAUUGCCGAGUAAAGAGUGGUGGAAUCGUGGAGUUGAGAUUGGACGAGAGCGAGAGAUUUGUAGUAUUGGGUAGUUUUGGAAUCAGAGUAGUGGAUGGUGAAAUUACUUUGGCCGGAGCCACUCUGCGUGCUGCCGAGACCGUAUCCUGGGUUCAUGCUCCUCACUGCUUAGCUCUUCCUGUGAUUAGAACGACACAGGAAACACGGCUAGAAUUAUCCAACGAUCCUAACUUGGUUGGACUGAGGAAAUUGGGUCGUCUUUCGCCCCUCUUUAGGAGAAUAUGGAAUGAGGAAGGUGAGACUGCUGACGGAAGUGCGAGUAGAGAGCAGUCCUUCCAAAUAAUUGGGUCCUCUUUAGAUGCCCCUAAGAGAUGCGUCAUCCAGGAACUAGUCUCCCCGCCAGACUGGAAUAAGAAGCUUGCGUCGUUGUUACCACUCUCCUCGGACGAACGUCACCGGACAACCGUCGUCUGUGGACCGAAAUCAUCAGGCAAGUCGACUUUCUCAAGGCUACUGACCAACCGCCUUCUUACGUCUUCUUCGAAUGGCCAAGAUCCAGUGAGGCGGGUUGCAGUGCUCGAUCUUGAUCCUGGGCAACCUGAAUAUGCUCCGACUGGAACAUUAUCACUUGUCUGCGUCUCAAAACCCAACUUUGGAGCGCCGUUUACACAUGCUGCAUUUGAAGACCCUUCAAACACCAUUAUGAGGUGUCACUCUCUGGCUUCGGUUACUCCGGCCUCUGCACCAAACCUCUUUAUUUCAUGCGCUGUCGACCUAUACGAGACGUACCAAAGGUCACUCCGGUCGUGUCCAUUGAUAGUCAAUACUCCUGGUUGGAUUCUGGGUACAGGUUUGGAUCUCUUAGUGGACCUGAUAACUAGAAUUCGCCCUGCGGAAGUCAUCUACAUGUCAGAAGAUGGUCCAGUUGAUGUUGUGGAUGUGCUGAAGACCACGUCUAAGCAGUCGCUCAGCCUCCUUCCCUCACAGCCGUCGGAAUUCGCAUCUCGAACUGCCGCACAUUUCAGAUCAAUGCAAUUGAUGUCUUAUUUUCAUUCCCACGUUGGAUUAUCGCAGAAGCCUUCAGAUUCUCAACGGCUUUGUUGGUCCGCUCAUCCACUUUCGUCGUCACGGCCAUACGAGGUGGCAUAUCAAGGGAAUAACAUGGGUAUAUUAGGCAUUCUCUCUUAUGACUACCAGUCCUCUCCCGAUCUUCUUGCGGCUUCGAUAAACGGAUCGAUAGUAGCUGUAGUGGAAAUUGAAGAGUCAAAAGCUUUCCAACCGCUUAGGCGAGGAGAUGAAUCUGCUAGCCCGAAUUCUGGUAGUGUGGAAAUCAGUUCGACCUUGGAAGGCCUACCGAUUAUUUCCAACCCCAAUGACGAGGCCCUUGACCCUCGCUACUGCAAAACGAUAGGGCUUGCGCUUAUCCGAGGAAUAGACUCGAAACACAAGUCUCUGCAGGUCAUCACACCAACACCCUUGGCAAUCCUUGAACAAAUCAGAUUGGAAGGAAGAGACCUCGUGCUUCUUCACGGAAAAUUUGAUACCCCUCAUUGGGCUUACACAGAAGACUUAUACGCCAAAUCCACUCAAGAUGAAGCACCAGACAAGGACCUCCAAAUUACAGAGGAGGAUACAAGCGAAGAUGAAACAGAGGAGGAUACAGUACAUGUUGAGCGUGCCGAGCAUGACUUGGCAUCUAUGGUUGUGCCUUGGAUUGAGAUCUUGAAGGGAAACCAGAAGCGGCCUGUGGGAUCUCGGGUUUGGCGAGUGAGACGUGACCUGGGACGGCAUGGCACCGACUAA
Molecule: messenger RNA, 2199 nt
Organism: Pochonia chlamydosporia 170
Lineage: Eukaryota; Fungi; Ascomycota; Sordariomycetes; Hypocreales; Clavicipitaceae
Product: Clp1 protein
Exons: 5
Coding region: 1-2199 (732 amino acids)
Biological process (GO): cleavage in ITS2 between 5.8S rRNA and LSU-rRNA of tricistronic rRNA transcript (SSU-rRNA, 5.8S rRNA, LSU-rRNA)
Cellular component (GO): nucleus
Molecular function (GO): polynucleotide 5'-hydroxyl-kinase activity
Source: RefSeq, a predicted model, not a curated record